AUGAAACACGGCAUUUGGUCCGAAGACGAGCACGACCGCUUCCUACUUGCCAUUAAGGAAUAUCCGAGAGGUCCAUGGGGGUGCAUCGCAUCGAUUGUCCGUACUCGCUCCGUCCGACAAGUGCAAACCCAUACGCAGAAAUACUACGAGAAGAUCAUGCGAAGAGUGCGUGGACUACGCAAAGACCGCAAGACGUGGGCGCGGGUCGAGCACCGCAUCGACUCCGACAUUCUGACAUUCUGCGACUUUAUGAAGAGCAUGGGUAGCAACAAAGUCAAGGUAAACGCCCUCAAAGUCAACACCAUGGUGACGAUAUCCCCUCCGUCCAGCUCCAGCUCCAGUCCCUGUACUAGUCCAGUACAAUUUCAACUCACUCUCGAUGAGAGCAGCUCCGAACCGGAGGAUAUCACCGAGGUAGUGGUCAACGAUCCCAGCAAUUCGUCACAGCUAGAAUUACCGUCACUGGAAGAGGCACUUGACUUCUUUAUUGAAAUCAUGGAGCAGUGA
Messenger RNA from Peronospora farinosa, 507 nucleotides. The record is from the annotation of a GenBank genome assembly. Lineage: Eukaryota; Oomycota; Peronosporomycetes; Peronosporales; Peronosporaceae.